Molecule: messenger RNA, 870 nt
Organism: Sinocyclocheilus anshuiensis
Lineage: Eukaryota; Metazoa; Chordata; Actinopteri; Cypriniformes; Cyprinidae
Product: cytoplasmic dynein 1 heavy chain 1-like
Exons: 6
Biological process (GO): microtubule-based movement
Cellular component (GO): axonemal dynein complex
Molecular function (GO): dynein light intermediate chain binding; dynein intermediate chain binding
Source: RefSeq, a predicted model, not a curated record
UCUGCGCUGGAAGAAGCUUAUAAUGCAGUGAAGGAGAUCGUGUCCGAGGUGGAGCAGUACGUCAAGGUGUGGCUCCAGUACCAGUGUCUGUGGGACAUGCAGGCCGAGAACAUCUACAACCGUCUGGGAGAAGAUCUCAACAAGUGGCAGGCGCUGCUCGUGCAGAUCCGCAAAGCUCGAGGCACGUUUGACAACGCAGAAACCAGGAAGGAGUUUGGGCCGGCCGUCAUCGACUACGGCAAGGUCCAGUCCAAGGUGAAUCUGAAGUACGACUCGUGGCAUAAGGAGGUGCUCAGUAAGUUUGGACAGAUGUUGGGCAACAACAUGCAGGACUUCCACUCGCAGAUCUCCAAGUCUCGUCAAGAGCUGGAGCAGCAUUCGGUGGAUACGGCGAGCACCUCUGACGCCGUGACCUUCAUCACGUACGUGCAGGCGCUCAAACGCAAGAUCAAACAGUUUGAGAAGCAAGUGGACCUGUUCCGCAACGGCCAGCGUCUGCUGGAGAAGCAGCGGUUCCAGUUCCCUCCCUCCUGGCUGUACAUCGAUAACAUCGAGGGCGAGUGGGGCGCCUUCAGCGACAUCAUGAAGCGCAAAGACACGGCCAUCCAGCAGCAGGUGGCUAACCUCCAGAUGAAGAUCGUGCAGGAGGACCGCGCGGUGGAGAACCGCACCACGGACCUGCUGUCAGACUGGGAGAAGACCAAACCCGUAGCAGGCAGUCUGCGUCCAGAGGAGGCGCUGCAGUCGCUCACCAUCUACGAGGGCAAGUUCGGGCGUCUGAAGGACGACAGAGAGAAGUGUGCGAAGGCCAAAGAGGCGCUGGAGCUGACGGACACGGGUCUGCUGAGCAGCAGCGAGGAGAGAGUGCAG